This is a messenger RNA of Notothenia coriiceps (black rockcod), 1616 nucleotides long. Its product is annotated as cyclin-dependent kinase 5 activator 1-like. The transcript is spliced from 2 exons. Gene Ontology annotation, biological process: axon guidance; brain development. NCBI's taxonomy places the organism in Eukaryota, Metazoa, Chordata, Actinopteri, Perciformes, Nototheniidae. The annotation marks the transcript as partial. Gene Ontology annotation, molecular function: protein kinase binding; cyclin-dependent protein serine/threonine kinase activator activity. The record is from RefSeq and is a predicted model, not a curated record. Gene Ontology annotation, cellular component: protein kinase 5 complex; cytoplasm; growth cone.
AAGGCGGCGCUGUUUGAUGACGGCCCGGCGACGGUGGGACACUACACCGCGGUGCAGAACAGCAAAAACGCCAAAGACGCCAAGGACAACACCUCCAACAACGCCGGGAAAUCCUUCAAACGUCCGUCCAUCAUCAGCGUGCUGCCAUGGAAACGCAUCGUGGCGGUGUCGGCGAAAAGGAAGGAAUCGAAAAAGCUGCAGGCGGAGGGCGGAGACAGCGGGAAAGGAAACUCUCCGGACGCCACGAUCACCGUGAGUUCGGCGUCUAAUAGCCUGAAGCUGAAGAAAUCCCAGUCGUGUGCGAAUCUGUCCUUGUUUUCCUCCGGCCCGGACGCAACGGCGAGCUCCACCAUCGGCACCGUUAAAGUCAAAGUCGCCCACCUGCCAGUUUCUAAAACCCUCGCCAACGUCAACCUAGCCUCCAGGAAGAGUUCCCACGCCGGGGUCCAGCCCUCCAAUGCCACCGGCACGCCCAAACGAGUCAUCGUCCAGGCGUCCACCAGCGAGUUGAUGCGCAGCCUCGGAGAGUUCCUGUGCCGCCGCUGCUACCGUCUGAAGCGUCUGUCUCCGACGGACCCGGUGCUGUGGCUGCGGAGCGUCGACAGGUCUCUGCUCCUCCAGGGCUGGCAGGACCAGGGCUUCAUCACCCCGGCUAACGUGGUCUUCCUCUACAUGCUGUGCCGCGACGUGGUCUCCCCCGAGGUGGUCUCAGAGCGAGAGCUUCAGGCGUCGCUGCUCACCUGCCUCUACCUGUCCUACUCCUACAUGGGCAACGAGAUCUCGUACCCGCUGAAGCCCUUCCUGGUGGAGGCGGAGAGGAAGGAGCUCUUCUGGGACCGAUGCCUGGACAUCAUCGACAGAAUGAGCGGGAAGAUGCUUCAGAUCAACACCGACCCGCACUUCUUCACCCAGGUGUUCUCAGACCUGAAGAACGAGAGCAAGAAGGAGGAGGAGAAGACCAAGCUGCUCAUAGGCCUCGACCGAUAAGAGAAGGAGGGAAGGAGGGAAGGAGGGAAGGGAGGAGGGAAAGGGGGAUAGAAAGAGUUAAUAUGUUGAGGACUAAUGGUGCGUUCACACCGGACGGAAAGCACAUUUCAAACCUCUUCUUUAUUCAUAAUUUGUGUUGAUCAGGGUUUAUCUCCGUGUAGCUACGAUAACACUUUACUGGUCAGGUCCAGUCUGAGAUGCUCCUAGCAUCACAGCAGCUCCAUGUGGAACACCAACACACAUGUAGCAUCACAGCAGCUCCAUGUGGAACACCAACACACAUGUAGCAUCACACUAGCUCCAUGUGGAACACCAACACACAUGUAGCAUCACGCUAGCUCCAUGUGGAACACCAACACACAUGUAGCAUCACAGCAGCUCCAUGUGGAACACCAACACACAUGUAGCAUCACAGCAGCUCCAUGUGGAACACCAACACACAUGUAGCAUCACACUAGGAUCAGAGAGAGAAAUAACCAUGAGCAGAAGAGGCACUGCUGCUGCUUCGUGCACGCUGUGAACGUCCCGUUCGUUUGCAUCACCCGGAGACACAGAGAGCUUCUCUCCAAGUCACAUGAGUUGAACCCAAUGAACCCACCAUGUAGACAUUUUGCAAUGAUUUCAUUAAA